Phytophthora nicotianae INRA-310 is the source of this 360-nucleotide messenger RNA. RefSeq lists its product as hypothetical. Lineage: Eukaryota; Oomycota; Peronosporomycetes; Peronosporales; Peronosporaceae. Gene Ontology annotation, molecular function: DNA-directed RNA polymerase activity; DNA binding. The transcript has 2 exons. The coding region runs from base 1 to 360 and encodes 119 amino acids. The record is from RefSeq and is a predicted model, not a curated record. Gene Ontology annotation, biological process: DNA-templated transcription.
AUGAACCGCUCAAAGAGCAAAGGCAAACAAAUCCACCUGGCUUUCCUUAUAAACUCCCGCGAGUUCGCCAACGAGGGACACAAAAAUGAUAUUUGCCGCGCAGACAUUAUCAGCAAACCGGGCGACGGGUUCGAGAAUUCGUACAACUGCGUUCUCAAGCUCCUAAACAACCACUCUAUCGUUCUCAACAUGAGCAUGGCCGGGUUUAAGGAAAUCGAAGUUCCAUUCUUCAUGUUCUUCCGAGCGCUUGGGGUCUACUCCGCUAAGGACAUCAUUUCGUACAUCACGUACUCAUUCGACGAUGAAGAACCCAUCAACAAGCAGAUGCUCAAUAUUCUCGAGAGAGCCAUGACCAACUAG